AUGAAAGAUACAUCAGACACAAAUUCAUGCUUCAAGUUUCUUGAACACCAUUUAGUGCUUCAAAGAUUCAAAAGAUUGAAUGGAUUGAAAGGAAGCUGUUUUAAUAAAGUAAAAGAUGUUGAAAUUGAAAAGGGUAUUUGUGGUUUGAGGGUAUGUAAGGUUUGUGAAAAGUCAACGUUGACUUUGAAGAUGCUGAUUUGUGAUCUUUGUGAAGAGUCUUUUCAUAUGUCUUGUUGUAAUCUAAAGAAGGUUCCUGUUGGUGAUUGGUUUUGUCAUUCUUGUUUAAGAAAAAAACUCAAGAAAAUGGAGGGAAAAUCGCCAAAAGGUUAUUUUGGUCCAAUUGUGGAUAUGUUAAGAGAUGUUGAUUGUUAUAAGUCGGAUGCUCGUAUUGGUAAAGAUUUUCAAGCAGAGGUUCCUGAUUGGUCUGGCCCACUUAUCGACCAGCUUAAUGAUUACCACAACUUGUCUUCAGAAAUAAACCCUUCAGAUUCUGCUACUUAUCAAGAUUGGGAUUCCAGCAAGCUUUCUAGACUCAACUGUAUUGGAAAUUGGAUUCAAUGUAGAGAAAUUGUUGAUCAUGAAAAUGGAAUUGUUUGUGGAAAAUGGAGAAGGGCUCCUCUUUUUGAAGUUCAAAGUGAUAAUUGGGAGUGUUUCAGUUCUGUGUUGUGGGACCCAAUCCAUGCUGAUUGUGCUGUUCCUCAGGAGCUCAGUACUGAUCAAGUUCUGAAGCAGUUGAAGUAUAUAGAGAUGUUGAGGCCAAGGUUAUCAGCAAAAAGGUGGAAGUUGAGAGUUCACAAGGGUGUAGAUGGAGAAGAGCAUACAGGGGACACAAGAAAUACACAAAAGUCAUAGAUUUCAUGUAUCUAACAAAUUUUAUGCAUAUAUUUUGUUUUUUGCUAACUUUACUUGGCAAGAAUUUUGCCAUAUUAUUCAAAGAAUGUGUUAUAUGGUUGAUUAACAUUGAAACAUGCUAACAAAAUGUUAUAUUAUAGGUCCCACCUCCAAACUUUUUAUGACACAGAAUUACUUAAACGGUUU
Lactuca virosa is the source of this 1038-nucleotide messenger RNA. NCBI's taxonomy places the organism in Eukaryota, Viridiplantae, Streptophyta, Magnoliopsida, Asterales, Asteraceae. The record is from the annotation of a GenBank genome assembly.